AUGCGGUGCUUUUCAGCUGCUCUCUCACUGAACGUGCGUCCCAAGAGCUUGUGGGGGCCCCGAUUGCGAGUCCCAGAGCUGAGCAGUCGCCUUCACUUCCGCGCCAGGCUGAUCAAUCCUGUGAUAUAUUCGAAUUCCAGAAGAAAUAUGAGUCAGCCGUCUGAUCGUGGAAACAAUCAUCAUACCAACGCGGAGAAGCUGACGCAAAACGUUGUGAAGAACACAGAAAAAUUCAGAAAGCUUACCUCUGAAAAGUCUCAGGAAUUGAGAAAGACAACGCUAGAAAUAAGAGACUCCAUCUCCAAGAUAAUCCCACCUGAAAUACACGAGAACAUAUACACAAUCCCCAAUUUCCUGACUCUGACUCGUCUUCUGGCUGCGCCUGCUAUCGGGUACCUGAUUGUGAAGAACGAGGUACUGUAUGCACUGGGCCUUUUCGUGUACUCCUGCGUCACGGACUUCCUGGAUGGCUUCAUUGCAAGAAAAUACAAUUUGAGGUCUAUAGUGGGCACCAUUAUUGAUCCUAUGGCUGACAAGGUUCUCAUGGUGGUGUGUACGGUAUGCAUGGCCCAAGCCCAUCAGAUGCCGUUAUACCUUGCCUCGCUGAUUCUGGGAAGAGACAUUCUGCUCGCGCUUUCAGCCGUAUAUUAUCGGUUCAUUUCUUUGCCGCCUCCAAAAACGAUUUUGAGAUACUUCGACUUCAGCAUACCGAGCGCUGAAGUGCGGCCCACUAUGAUCAGCAAGGUUAACACUGCGCUGCAGAUGGUCUACAUAGGCUGCUGUGUGGUCAAGCCUGUCCUCUUGCCAUACUUCGCAGCCGACAACUCGGAGUUGUUCCUGUCGGGGUUGCAAGUUUUUGAGUACGUUGUUGCAUUCACCACCAUUUCGAGUGGCUUGUCUUACGUUUUCAGCAAGAAUGCGGUCAAGAUACUGACGAAGAAGUUUUGA
Molecule: messenger RNA, 948 nt
Organism: Kuraishia capsulata CBS 1993
Lineage: Eukaryota; Fungi; Ascomycota; Pichiomycetes; Pichiales; Pichiaceae
Exons: 1
Coding region: 1-948 (315 amino acids)
Biological process (GO): cardiolipin biosynthetic process
Cellular component (GO): membrane; mitochondrion
Molecular function (GO): cardiolipin synthase activity
Source: RefSeq, a predicted model, not a curated record